This is a messenger RNA of Solanum tuberosum (potato), 998 nucleotides long. RefSeq names its product trafficking protein particle complex subunit 5. The transcript has 8 exons. Gene Ontology annotation, cellular component: TRAPPI protein complex; TRAPPII protein complex; TRAPPIII protein complex. Lineage: Eukaryota; Viridiplantae; Streptophyta; Magnoliopsida; Solanales; Solanaceae. The record is from RefSeq and is a predicted model, not a curated record. Bases 97 to 681 code for a protein of 194 amino acids. Gene Ontology annotation, biological process: endoplasmic reticulum to Golgi vesicle-mediated transport.
CCUUUUCAAUGAAAAACGAAACGAAAUCUGAGUACCCAAAACAAGAGUAGACAUUACAGUGCUAAGCGAUCUAGAGAGAGAGAGUUAAGGAAGAAGAUGAUAAGUGUAGGGAAGAUCAAACAGUACUCAAAUGUUCUUGAGAGACCCCUCAGCAAAGGCAAACAAGAGGUCAGUUUGAGUGCUUUUGCUUUCUUGUUUUCGGAGCUUGUUCAGUACAAUCAGACUCAAGUGGACAACAUUACUGAAUUAGAGCGAAGGUUAGAGGAUGCUGGCUAUGCUGUUGGAGCCCGAAUUUUAGAACUUCUCUGCCAUAGGGAAAAGGGAAACAGAAGGGAGACACGACUACUGGGUAUAUUAUCAUUUGUGCAUAGCACAGUAUGGAAGGUUUUGUUUGGGAAGGUUGCUGACUCUCUCGAGAAAGGCACUGAACAUGAAGAUGAAUAUAUGAUUAGUGAGAAGGAGCUCCUUGUCAACAGAUUCAUUUCAAUUCCAAAAGAUAUGGGUGCUUUCAACUGCGGAGCUUUUGUUGCGGGUAUUGUAAGGGGAGUUCUUGAAAAUGCAGGUUUCCCAGCAGUAGUGACAGCUCAUUUUGUUCCUGUGGAGGGGCAGCACCGACCCCGGACAACAAUUUUGAUAAAAUUUGCUGAAGAGGUACUAAGAAGGGAAGCAACACUAGUUUGAUGUUUAUUUGUCAUUAUAUUUGGUGCAAAAUGCUUGAACAACAUUAUGAUGAGAUGACAAAUGAAAGAUCCUUUGAUUGUUCAACACAUCUUAGGUUCAUGUCAAUCCUAAGAUCAUACAAUUGCCAGUUGUGACAUUAUUUUCUAUAGUACUAUAGUUGACUUGUUCAAUGCAUCUUAGGUUUACCGCGAUAAAUUGUAUCAAAACAUCAAGCAUUUACUUCUUUGGUGUAAAAUAUUUGCACUUUGGAAGGUGAUUUCUGGAAAUUUUAUGUUGUUGAUGAGCUAUGAGUAGAAAGUUAUUUGAGACAAGUUCAA